GACUCGCAGACUCUCAGAUACGACCAAGCAUCGAGCGCGGGAACGUCGUCUUCUGGCGUAGUGUUUUGACGUGUUGGGUCCUAACGAUUAUCGUUUCGUUUUUCGCAUCUUCGUUGGCGUAACGAAUUUUGUCGAGCUCCGUACGCUUCAUUUAUGUCGUCGAAUCCUGCAUCUAGAUUAUCUUUCAAACGAAACGCCCCGAUUCUAGAGGCUUACCUACCAGGGAACUUAACUCGUUCACGUGGACUGUGAAAAGGAGGAAGUAGUACUACAUCGUUUGACAGCCAGUGCAAAGUGAAAUCUGUUGAACCGGAAGACAUCGUAGCGAGCCGGAGGUUUAUUUGGUGGGAGAAAAUCGGGUUUUCAACGGUGAUCAUUUGCGCUUUGAUCGGGAUGUCCGAAGGCGGGGGCGGCAUGUGGGGACGGGCGUUCUGGUCUCACGGCAAGAUGUGCGCCGCCCACCCCUGGGAAGUCAUUUUCUCCGUCAUCACCACAACAGUCGGCAUGAUCUCCUUCGCCGAUUGGUACAAGAACCCUUCGCUACCUCGCACCCCUCAGGAAUACCAAGGACUAGACGUGGUCGUAAUGACUAUUAUACGUUGCUCAGCGCUUCUUUAUACCUAUCAUCAAUUUAGAAAACUCCAUAAAAUUGGUUCCAAGUAUAUUUUAGGUAUUGCUGGAUUAUUUGCAGUGUUUUCCAGCUUUGUUUUUAGCUGCUCUGUGAUCAAACUGCUGGACAGUGAUGUUUCUGAUUUGAAGGAUGCUCUUUUCUUCUUCCUGUUGCUGGUUGACCUAAGUAAAGCAAGCUUGCUGGCACAGUUUGCUUUGACAUCGUCAAGCCAGACGGAAGUUCACACCAACAUUGCUUGUGGUAUGGCUCGUUUGGGUCCUUCCCUUACUCUCGACACAAUUGUCGAAGCUCUAGUCAUAGGGGCUGGUACACUGUCAGGUGUGAGUCGUUUGGAGCAAAUGUGUGCAUUUGCUUGUCUUUCCAUUGUUGUAAAUUACAUUGUCUUCAUGACCUUCUUCCCAGCUUGCCUGUCACUCGUUCUUGAGCUCUCUAAUAGAUGUUCUUCAGGCCAACCUCCAUGGCAGAUGGCAACACUUGCUCGUGCCAUGGUUGAAGAGGAGAGGCCCAAUCCUGUUGUUCAAAGAGUCAAGGUUAUCAUGUCUGCGGGGCUGCUACUUGUACAUGGCAUUACUCGAUGGUCUUUGUCACUGUCAGUUAACACAAUGACUCUAUCUGAUUCAGCAGCAGCUUUUAAUUCUUCCACUGAUCCACAUGUUAUUGUACGGUUGCUUAAUGCAGGACUAGACCAUGUUGUGUUUAUGGUGUUAUUGGUAGCCUUGAUCAUCAAGUAUGUGCUGUUUGAGUCCCAGGGACAUUUAGAAGAGCAUCUCAUCCAUGAUAGUCUGUUAACUUCUCAGGAUGAUACUCAGUCCCCAUCAUUGAGUGGUAAAGGGUUGAACUCAGGAGGAAUACUCCGCCAUUGCACAAGAAGCCGUACUGUCAGUUUCAACUCAACUUGCGACGAAUCUCUUGCAUCAUCCCUAAAAAAAGAAGAUAUUAGUACUCAGACAGAAGCAGUUUACCCUGCCAUGGAAGAUCAAAAAGAGGAGAAACCCAUGUCUCCUCCAAGACCACUAGAUGAAUGUGUUAGCAUUAUGAAUUCUGAGGCUGGCGUCAAAUCUUUAACAAAUCAAGAAAUUGUUCAGUUAGUAGAGAAGAAGCAUGUACCUGGGUACAAACUUGAAACAGUUUUGGGAGAUCCAUUAAGAGCAGUCGACAUUCGUAGGAGAGUAGUUGCUCCUCACACAACAACCAAGAGUUCAAUGGAUACAUUGCCCUAUGAUCAUUAUGAUUACACAAAAGUCAUGGGUGUGUGUUGUGAAAAUGUUAUUGGCUAUGUCCCUGUGCCUGUGGGAGUUGUAGGUCCUUUGAAUGUUAAUGGCAAGAAGUACAUGGUACCAAUGGCAACAACAGAGGGUUGUCUUGUAGCAUCAACAAACAGAGGAUGCCGAGCUUUAGUUAAUGGCGCCAAGAGUGAAGUCAUUCGGGAUGGUAUGACAAGAGCACCGAGCGUCAGACUUCCUAAUGCAGCUAGAGCAACUGAGGUGUAUAUGUGGAUUCGCAACAAGGACAAUUUUACAGUCAUCAAAGAAGCAUUUGAUUCUACCAGUCGAUUUGCACGUCUUCAAGAUCUGCGCGUUGCUAUUGCAGGAAGGUUGUUGUACACUCGAUUUGUAGCUCAGACGGGCGAUGCAAUGGGGAUGAACAUGGUUUCUAAAGGAACGGAGGCGGCUCUUGCAGCAAUUAAGAAGUAUUUUCCUGAUUUGGAAGUCCUGAGUGUCAGCGGUAAUUACUGUGUGGAUAAGAAGCCAUCAGCUAUUAACUGGAUUGAAGGUCGGGGAAAGUCUGUUGUUUGUGAAGCUGUGAUUCCAGGAAAAGUGGUGACAUCUGUCCUGAAAACAUCUGUCGCUGCUUUGGUCGAGGCUAAUGUCACAAAGAACCUUGUAGGAUCCUCUCUAGCUGGGUCUAUUGGGGGGAAUAAUGCUCAUGCUGCUAAUAUUGUUGCUGCUGUUUAUAUUGCUUGUGGUCAAGACCCUGCACAGGUAGUAGGCAGUAGCAACUGUAUGACCCUAAUGGAAGCAUGGGGAGACAACAAAGAUGAUUUGCACAUGACAGUUACUAUGCCCUCCCUUGAGGUUGGUACAGUUGGAGGAGGAACUGGUUUGCACCCUCAAUCAGCAUGUCUUAGUAUGUUGGGUGUUAAAGGUGCACAUAAAGAAACUCCAGGAGAAAAUGCGCGUCAGUUUGCUAAAAUUGUGGCAGCAACUGUAUUAGCUGGUGAACUCUCACUCAUGUCAGCUUUGGCUGCUGGACAUCUUGUUAAAAGUCACUUAACACACAACAGAGCCAAGGCUCCAACUACUGAGGCAACUACUACCUCUCCAGUGACAACUCACACCACUACUGUCUCUCCUUCCAACUCUGCUCCUGCUCUUUUAGCCACAGCAUCGUCUUCUGUUUCUCCAUUACCUUCAGAAUCAUUACCACAGCCUUGUAGUGUUUCUGCUUCUUUAGAAAACAUUGCAAGUGGUGGUUCGUCACCUUCAUCAGUUUCUGAUAUAAAAAUAGAUUCAAAAGUUGAAGAGGGAUUAUCUGGUAGUGAAACUAGUAAGAAUGAAUGUAGCCCAAUUGUUAACUUGCCAGCAUGUAAAGACCCAGGAAACUUAAAUGUUCCGCAUUCAAGGGAUAGGUAAACAUCUUGACUGAUAUUACAUUGCUAUGGUAAUUUUAUUUUCAUUAGGGCUUCCAUGUUUUAGCAUUGCCAUACCAGUAGGUAUGGGUGUGUUACUGUACCAAGUACAGCUGUCAUAUCACAAAAUGGUGUAGGCUUUCAAAAUGAAAUGAGAAGGCUCUUGAGGUAAUGGAUAUACAUUCAUCGAUGUUGAGAUUUUUUCUUUUGUAUUAUAUUUGUAAACAUUACUAUAUUUAUUGGUAUUUUUAAAAAAUUUAUUUAUGUUUAAAAUAUAAGGAAAAAUUUUAUGGUAUUUUAUAAUAAAGAGUUAUUUUAUAA
Molecule: messenger RNA, 3581 nt
Organism: Macrobrachium nipponense
Lineage: Eukaryota; Metazoa; Arthropoda; Malacostraca; Decapoda; Palaemonidae
Gene: Hmgcr
Product: 3-hydroxy-3-methylglutaryl-coenzyme A reductase-like
Exons: 17
Coding region: 394-3264 (956 amino acids)
Biological process (GO): isoprenoid biosynthetic process; coenzyme A metabolic process; sterol biosynthetic process
Cellular component (GO): peroxisomal membrane; endoplasmic reticulum membrane
Molecular function (GO): hydroxymethylglutaryl-CoA reductase (NADPH) activity; NADP binding; protein binding
Source: RefSeq, a predicted model, not a curated record